UGAAAAAACAAGUGGAUGACUGUCUGAGCACCGCAGUCCUGUUUUUUUCUAAGAUUUUCUGAGCGUUUGAGUGUUUUUGGUUCAAUUUCAAGCAAUCCAUCCAAAUCAGCGCCGUCAAUGGCGGACUCUACCAGCAUUGCCAACAGCCAUUCGCAUGCACAUGCACACCAUGCAUCAGAGUCCUCCAUGCACCGUGCUGGUCGUGCUGGCGGGACAGAAGUGAGUGCUGCUGUUGCUGCUGUUGCUGCUUCAACUGCUUCAACGGCGCCCAGCAGCCAACGCACCAGCAGUCCGAGUCCCACUCCUCAUCCGAAUCCAAACCCGAGCAGCAGUCUUAGUCCUCAUAGCACAGGCGCAGGCUACGCAAUGUUGAAUGCAGCUGGCUCCCGCAUGGCGUCGCCCCGUUCUCACGCUCAUACGAACGCGAGUCAUCACCAGCUCACGCAGCAGCGCCCGCAAGCCAUGAAUGGUGCGCAUCAUCAUCACCAUGCAAAUGGCUCGUCAUCACAACCACCAAGACAAGCGUCUGUCUCCAAGCCCGUUCCAGGCAUCCCAAAUCGCACGAAUACUGCUGCUCAGACUGGCUCAGCGACAAAGUUGUCUGGAUCUGAACAGGGAUCAUCGCCGUCAUUAUCAUCACUGUCAUCGUCUCAUCAUGAGCACGCUUCUACAAUGAAUGCUGCGUCGCGUUAUUCCGCGUCAAACACGCCAAAAUCGCCAAGUCGGACGACGAUGUCCACUCGCUCAACUCCGCCUCAGUCGCCACAACGCCAACCACAAAGUCAGACAUCUCGGAUGCAAGCGGGCGACACUGCCAGAGCGCAAUUGAAUCCUGCGUCAGCUCCUAUGGCUCCACAACAAGACCUCGAGCCCCAACAAUCCCAGCAUGAUGAAUCAGUUCCGCAUCAGUUCAACCAAGACCAAGAAGAAGUCCCUGAAGAUUCCCGAGCUGAAACAAAUGGGAAUGUCGCGAACUCUGCUGACUCUCACGUUGAGGAAGUCGUGCCUACUACCAAGCUGCUAGACUCGACACAAGAACUGUUUGAAGAGCCAUCGUUCCUACACACACAGCCUGCUGCCGAAAAUUCAAUCACCAGCGAUGACUCUGCAAGCAAAACACCAACACCAGGGCUACCGCGCCCCGUUGGGUUGAGUUCUCCGCGAAAGUUUUCCGUUGGGGCAUCACAAUUCAAACCCGUCGGCUCACCAAGCUCCGCCGCCAGGACUGGCCACGCUCGUAUUUCGCGCCCGUCUCGUGCCGGCUCGUUGGAGGACGUGAUGAACUCUCCGCAGAGGCUAGCUGAGUUUCCAGACUCGAAGAACAUUGACGAGCGUGGACAUGUGUUUGUGGCUCUAGGAGAUCUCACAAAGUUGGCGUGCGAUGCCUGGAUGGUUCCCACGGACGAGAACAUGGUGAUUGAGAGCUGUUGGAGCAAAACUGGCUACAUUGAGCCAGGCCCGAAGCCCGCGGAUUGGAAGAAUGAUGGUGUGCGCAUCAAACGGGUGGACACGUUUUCGCCGGACUUGAGCGAGCCGUGGCUCGUGAAUGUUGGAGGAAUCAAGCUUCCAAAAUGCAACCUGUGCCAUGACUCAACCGCAGUUGUGCAUUGCACACAAGACGACGCCGAUUUAUGUAGCAAAUGCGACACGGAGGUCCAUUCCGCCAAUGAACUGGCGAGCAACCACAAUCGACACUUUUGCCAGGACAUUACAUGGUACAUUGAGGGUGCCAAGCUCUUCUUUCAAGAGGUCUCCGCGCACUUGAAGCGCUCCGAGCCCCGAUUUCGUCGGGCAAAGCAUCUGAUUGGUCUUCCACUCGUCGGUACCGGCAAAGGCGGAGCAGAACAAGCCGCUGGAGGUGUCGUGGCCCUGCUCAUGCCUGUGCUGUACAACGCAGCUCGUCUGCACAGAAUCGACAUUUGCCUCGUCCUGAAUGACCGCUCCAAGUUUGCUGCGAUUCAAAUUCUGCGACGGCGCUUUGAGGAAACGUGGGAAUUGCUCGACUCAGAACUGAUCAAGCAAGCUCAGCGCCUUGCGCAAGCAGCCAAGAGCGGUGACUUGGUCCUGUUCCUUGGUGCCGGCAGUAGCACUGGCGCUGGUCUGCCGUCCUGGAGCGGAUUGAUUGAUGAUCUCGCGAGUGAGGCCGGCAUGACAGCUGAAGAACGCCAUGUCCUCCAGACGAUGAACUAUCUCGACAGUGCCCGAGUGGUUGAGCUGCACAUUGGCGGUUCGUUGGAGCUGGCAAAGGCGGUUGCGCGUCGCGUUGCUGUGAAGCAGUGCACUCUUGCCUCAGCUCUCUUGGCGGGACUCCCCGUCAAAGAGGUCGUUACGACGAAUUACGACCAAAUGUUUGAAAUAGCGUCGCAGGCGGCAAAUCUCCGGGUUGCCGUGCUUCCGUACUCGGCCGCCUCGAAUUGCGACCGGUGGAUUCUCAAGAUGCAUGGUUGCGCCAGUCACCCGGAGGACAUUGUCUUGACGCGCGAAGACUACAUGCGCUAUGCUACACGGCGAUCGGCCCUUCAAGGCAUUGUGCAGUCGCUGCUCAUCACACGGCACAUGUUGUUUGUGGGAUUUUCGCUGCAGGACGACAACUUUCAUCGCGUCGUUGACGAGGUGCGACGCGCCAUUCGAAGCACUACGAGCAGCUCGGCACCCGUCGUUUCCGCAGCGGCGAUCGUGAAUGAUCUCGCGAGUCAACCGGCAGCCUUGGCGGGACUAACGGCACUCGCCACCGCUCCGCCAAAAACCAACGAGCCGUCGAUACCGGUUGGCUCGGCAAGCACCACCUUGGCAUCUUCGACGGCAGGCAGCCUGCCCGCCACCAUCAGAGCUGGAACCCAGUUCGGCACUUCCCUCACGCUCAUCCGCAAUCGAAUCGUCGACAUGCUGUGGAAAGAUGACCUGUACAUGGUUCCCAUGCAAGCAGACGCAGCUCGCGAUCGCUCUUCCUCCAUCUCAAGUAACCCUACCAUCCACAGCACCCACAGCCAACCGUUUGACAGUGCGCAGGACCAUUUGUCUGAGGGCAACCAGAACCCGGCCUUCCCUCCGUUCUACGUUUCGACCGACUCGAUUGCCAUCGCAGCCCGUCGCCUCGAUAUUUUCCUGGAUUACCUGAGCUCCGAGGCUUCCACCACAGCUGCCUAUCUGCUCAAGCCACAGUACGAUCCGCUCCUCACUGAGGAGCAGCGUUCUCUUCGAAACGACAUUAUUGAGUUUGUCAGCAACGUCUCCGCGGAUGCUCGUCUCUCCAGCGAAUGGCAUGUCGUUUGCGGCAUGAUUCGUGCUCUUGGCGGCGACCACCUGCUGACCGACGUUGUUACUCGAUCGGUGCUACAUGUCGAGUCGCAAGCCGGGAAGAUUUAGGCAGAACGCGCUUUGAAUGUUCACUCGUCAUGCAUGUAUGUACAG
Messenger RNA from Capsaspora owczarzaki ATCC 30864, 3411 nucleotides. RefSeq lists its product as hypothetical. The transcript has 6 exons. Gene Ontology annotation, molecular function: zinc ion binding. Lineage: Eukaryota; Filasterea; Ministeriida; Capsasporidae. The record is from RefSeq and is a predicted model, not a curated record. Bases 118 to 3366 code for a protein of 1082 amino acids.